AUGUCAGCUCCCGAAGUCUCUCACGGCCGCGGUGGCGCGGGCAAUAUCAAUCCCGACAGCACGCCGUACGUCGACGGAGAGGUGGUUCGAGUGGGCACACCGGGCAGUCAUGGAGAUGGAGCUUUCAGCACUGGUCGUGGAGGUGCCGCCAACAUCGGCGACGCGGGCGUGAAGCAGGUCACGCGCCUCGACCAGGACCUCGUCCCCGAGGCGGCCGUCCGGCCGAGCCACGAGAACACCGACUACCACACCGGCCGCGGCGGCGCCGGCAACGAGCACCUUGCCAAGAAGCCGGAGGAUAAAGCGGCGGCGGCUGGGGAGGGAGCCGCGGCGCCGGUCGGGCUGGCGGAUAAGCUGAAGAGGAAGGUUUUGGGGCUGUUUGGGAAGAAUUUUUGCUAUGUAGCGAGUUGCAGUGGACGAGCACACCCAUUCGGAAAUAUUAGGAACGUGUCGUUGCAGCCGGCAUUCGGCGCCAUCCCUGCCUGCGUCAUGAUCUUCACGCCUCGAAGCACCUCAGCCGUCUUUGGAUGGGUUGCAGGAACCCUGCCUCCCAGCACCAUUGGCACGGCUGCUGUGAAUUUGGAAUGGGCGCCAAGAGGCGCAGGUCAGCGAUCUGUUGGCGACGGCGCCCCAGAAGAGAAGGUCACUGGGCCCGUUUGGGCGUCGAGCCCGCCCGUCGCUCUCUGGUUCCGGGUUAGCUGCCAUGCAAUCGGCGCGCUGCGCAGCACGCCUGCAGGGAACUCGCAGCAGCCCGCAGGAACUGGCCCCGUUAUUGGCAGUGUGAUCAGGCCGGCAUGCGCUUGUGAAAUCGCCACCGCCGCCGAGUACCCGUACCCAUCCUCGAGCCAUCGAAGGGGGGGGAUGGGGAUGGGUCUGGUGGCUUCGUGUUUCGAAGCUUGUGAAACGGAAUGGAGGGUGGCCGAGCAGAGAUCGAUACCCUAUAUGCCGCGAUUGGCGCUUCGAUAA
Molecule: messenger RNA, 966 nt
Organism: Chaetomium globosum CBS 148.51
Lineage: Eukaryota; Fungi; Ascomycota; Sordariomycetes; Sordariales; Chaetomiaceae
Exons: 4
Coding region: 1-966 (321 amino acids)
Source: RefSeq, a predicted model, not a curated record